Rhododendron vialii is the source of this 723-nucleotide messenger RNA. RefSeq lists its product as uncharacterized. Lineage: Eukaryota; Viridiplantae; Streptophyta; Magnoliopsida; Ericales; Ericaceae. The transcript has 4 exons. Bases 47 to 544 code for a protein of 165 amino acids. The record is from RefSeq and is a predicted model, not a curated record.
CUAUGCUAAUUGGGAACGCAAGCCUGAAUGGCAUCGUUUUGACAAAAUGUUGGUGCUUUUCCAUCGAGUCGCCAACAAGGCCUUUGAUUCCGAUGGAAAGAGUGAGAGGGUUAUGGCUAAGUUGCUUGAAGCGGAAGUGGAGAAUGAAGUUUGUGAUGAUGACACCAAUAGGCCUAUGUUUCCUGAUGUACAAAAGGAUCCUAUUUCACUUAUCGGUAGAGAUGGUAUAGUAACUUGCAACACUCAAAAACCCGUGGGAGAUCCAAGUAAACGUCCUCGGAGAGGGCGACCGCCGAUUAAUAGAAAAAAACCCAUGAUUGAGAAAAUUAUUAAGACUAUUAGAAAAUCAAGCAAAAAGUUGAAAGCUAGUCGAGGCCGUGCAAAUAGUAUACCGGGACGAGUGGAAGAUGGGGAUAUGGACGUUCGAACUAUUCACACUCAUGCUUUGGAGUUUGAUGAGAUUAUCACGCAAGAGAGUGUAGAUUUUAGCUCGUCCCAAAUUGACCUAGAUCAGACUCCAAUGGAAUUGGACAAGGUGCUUUGAAAAUGAUGGCAUGUAUGCAUUCUAUGAGGCGUCCUUUGUGGUAUGUGGCAGAUGUUAUAGAAUUUCGGAGGAUUGGUGCAUUAUUUUUUGUAAGUAUGGUUCUUUUGUAUAGGGAUCAGAAUCGCAGAGUGGAAGGUGUGAAAGCUUCCUGUUUGUAUAUAAACAUGUAAGGUUGAUGC